Messenger RNA from Coregonus sp. 'balchen', 18494 nucleotides. NCBI's taxonomy places the organism in Eukaryota, Metazoa, Chordata, Actinopteri, Salmoniformes, Salmonidae. The record is from the annotation of a GenBank genome assembly.
GUUGAUAUAGAUGGGCGGUAUAGCCUAUAGAGUGGCAUGAUUUUUGACGCCGCAGAGUUAUAGAAAAAUACAUGUGAAACCGUAGGCUUUACGUCAUGUAGGGAGGGGACAGCGAACUGCGUGGUGAACUGAGCAGGGUUUAAAAGUCUUCACUCUCCGAUUUAGAGUCAGAAUACAAAGUCUUCCAAAAGGAUUGGGCUUGCUGCUUUUCCACUGAUGUGCCUAUUGUUGAAAACUUCUGUCUCCAUAGUCAGGUAAGAGAGUCAAAACAGGAUACUGACAUGACCUACAUUCGUUUAUGUUAUUUGGCGGUUAUGUAGGCCUAAUAUGGGUGUUAUUAAUGUAAAUAUGUAAACAGGCUAUACACAUUGUAGACCUUGAUUUGCGAUGAAGUGGAGUUUAUGGUACAGUUAAUAAUAACAGUUAAUAACAGUUUUACAUGGGAUAUUCAGUUGCUGGACCCAUUUCUAUUUGCCAAUAAAAGUUAUACAUGUCUGAAGAAUGGGGGGUGAAAAAGUAUUGUCAACAGUUGUUAGAUCCUUGACGUUCAUACAUAAUUCCAGAUAUUUUCAAGUUAACCUCUUAAUUUCUUCGCUGGGUCGUUCAGUUCCCUUUGAGGAAAUAGCCUACAGGUUAAAUUCUCAACGUUCUUCCUGUCAGACAGGUUCAAAUGCAGUCAUUUAAACCAUCUUUGGUUGAACUGUCGCCUCAUAUGACAUGCAGGAUCGACUGCAAUAGACAUGCCUAUUGGAAACAUCUAGCAGAAUACCAUUGGUCACUCGUUUAUUUACAUGACAUAAUAAAUUACAAACAGUAGCCUACAGUUGCGGAAGUAAUGCUGAGGAAAUGAGUUGUCAAGUUAUUAAUUGACCCGUUGAUUGGCAGAAUAUGCUUGUUAUUUCCCGGGUAACAGUGUGAUUACAUCAUAAGGUGUAACCUUCACCACUGUCUGUCUAGAUCCCGCCCUGGCACUAACUACCAAACAACUUCUAGAAGGAAUAGACGGAAGUAGAUCGAAGUGAAGUCACUGGUAUCUGUUGAUAACAAGAACACUCCCCUGUUUGUUAUCUUUAGGGGGAAUGUUUCAACAUUCACAAUGGAGGGCCGGUUUUAGCCGUUUGGGGGCCCUAAGCGAGAUUUGGUUGUGGGGGGCCCCACACCUUGCUCAAAACAUUUAUUCAGUUUUAAAGCAAAAUCAUGCUAUUCUACACAUUUUGUAAUGACUUAUGUCAUGUUAAUAUAAUAUCUGAGUGAGAAUGACUAACAAAAUCAUUGGGGGUCCCCUGGAGGUCAGGGCCCCUGGGCACGUGCCCUGCAUGCCCGGUCGGUAGUCGGCCAUGAUUACUACAAGUUUAGAUAACUGUCUAGACUAACUACUAAUCAAAAAAUUCUUAGCUGACAUGGCUAAUUGAGUGACUGUCAGUGACUGACAUAUGAGAAAACUGCUGAUGCACAAUCACAUUUUGAAAUUGUACCUGGUGUAUUCUACUAUUGUUACUGUAAAGUGUUAAACAAAUCAAAAUAUAUUAUAUAUUUGAGAUUCUUCAAAGUAGCCACCCUUUGCCUUGAUGACAGCUUUGCAUACUCUUGGCAUUCUCUCAACCAGCUUCAUGACGUAGUCACCUGGAAUGCAUUUCAAUUAACAGGUGUACCUUGUUAAAAGUUAAUUUGUGGAAUUCCUUUCCUUCUUAAUGCAUUUGAGCCAAUCAGUUGUGUUGUGACAAGGUAGGAGUGAUAGCCCUAUUUGGUAAAAUACCAAGUCCAUAUUAUGGCAAGAACAGCUCAAACAAGCAAAGAGAAACGACAGUCCAUCAUUACUUUAACACAUGAAGGUCAGUCAAUCCGGAAAAUAUCAAGAACUUUGAACGUUUCUUCAAGUGCUAUGAUGAAACUGGCUCUCAUGAAGACCGCCACAGGAAAGGAAGACCAAGAGUUACUUGAUACAUUCAUUAGUGUUAACUGCACCUCAGAUUGCAGCCCAAAUAAAUGCUUCACAGAGUUCAAGUAACAGAUACAUCUUAACAUCAACUCUUCAGAGGAGACUGCGUGAAUCAGGCCUUCAUGGUCGAAUUGCUGCAAAGAAACCACUACUAAAGGACACCAAUAAGAAGAAGAAACUUGCUUGGUCCAAGAAACACGAGCAAUCGACAUUAGACCAGUGGAAAUCAGUCCAAAUUUGAGAUUUUUAGUUCCAAAUGCCGUGUCUUUGUGAGACGCAGAGUAGGUGAACAGAUGACCUCCACAUGUGUGGUCCCCACCGUGAAGCAUGGAGGAGGAGGUGUGAUGGUGCUUUGCUGGUGACACUGUCAGUGAUUUAUUUAGAAUUCAAGGCACACUUAACCAGCAUGGCUACCACAGCAUUCUGCAGCGACACACUGGUUUGGGCUUAGUGGGACUAUCAUUUGUUUUUCAACAGGACAAUGACCCAACGCACCUCCAGGCUGUGUAAGGGCUAUUUUACCAAGAAGGAGAGUGAUUGAGUGCUGCAUCAGAUGACUUGGCCUCCACAAUCCCCCGACCUCAACCCAAUUGAGAUGGUUUGGGAUGAGUCAGACAGGCAAAGUGAAGGAAAAGCAGCCAACAAGUGCUAAGCAUAUGUGGGAACUCAUUCAAGACUAUUGGAAAAGCAUUCCUCAUGAAGCUGUUUGAGAGAAUGCCAAGAGCGUGCAAAGUUGUCAUCAAGGCAAAGUGUGGCUAUUUGAAGAAUUUGUUUACACUUUUUUGGUUACUACAUGAUUCCAUAUGUGUUAUUUCAUAGUUUUGAUGUCUUCACUAUUAUUCUACAAUGUAGAAAAUAGUAAAAAUAAAGAAAAACCCUUGAAUGAGUAGGUGUGUCAAACAUUUUGACUGGUUGUGUAUAUUUUUAAAAAAUGGUUGUGGGCCCCCUAGUGGCCGUAGGACCUAAGCGACUGCUUAUGUAGUUUACAGUGAGGGAAGAAAGUAUUUGAUCCCCUGCUGAUUUUGUACGUUUGCCCACUGACAAAGAAAUGAUCAGUCUAUAAUUUUAAUGGUAGGUUUAUUUGAACAGUGAGAGACAGAAUAACAACAAAAAAAUCCAGAAAAACGCAUAUAAAAAAUGUUAUACAUUGAUUUGCAUUUUAAUUAGGGAAAUAAGUAUUUGACCCCCUCUCAAUCAGAAAGAUUUCUGGCUCCCAGGUGUCUUUUAUACAGUUAAUGAGCUGAGAUUAGGAGCACACUCUUAAAGGGAGUGCUCCUAAUCUCAGCUUGUUACCUGUAUAAAAGACACCUGUCCACAGAAGCAAUCAAUCAAUCAGAUUCCAAACUCUCCACCAUGGCCAAGACCAAAGAGCUCUCCAAGGAUGUCAGGGACAAGAUUGUAGACCUACACAAGGCUGGAAAGAGCUACAAGUCCAUCGCCAAGCAGCUUGGUGAGAAAGUGACAACAGUUGGUGCAAUUAUUCGCAAAUGGAAGAAACACAAAAUAACUGUCAAUCUCCCUCGGCCUGGGGCUCCAUGCAAGAUCUCACCUCGUGGAGUUGCAAUGAUCAUGAGAACGGUGAGGAAUCAGCCCAGAACUACAUGGGAGGAUCUUGUCAAUGAUCUCAAGGCAGCUGGGACCAUAGUCACCAAGAAAACAAUUGGUAACACACUACGCCGUGAAGGACUGAAAUCCUGCAGCGCCCGCAAGGUCCCCCUGCUCAAGAAAGCACAUAUACAGGCCCGUCUGAAGUUUGCCAAUGAACAUCUGAAUGAUUUAGAGGAGAACUGGGUGAAAGUGUUGUGGUCAGAUGAGACCAAAAUCGAGCUCUUUGGCGUCAACUCAACUCGCCGUGUUUGGAGGAGGAGGAAUGCUGCCUAUGACCCCAAGAACACCAUCGCCACUGUCAAACAUGGAGGUGGAAACAUUAUGCUUUGGGGGUGUUUUUCUGCUAAGGGGACAGGACAACUUCACCGCACCAAAGGGACGAUGGACGGGGCCAUGUACCGUCAAAUCUUGGGUGAGAACCUCCUUCCCUCAGCCAGGGCAUUGAAAAUGGGUCGUGGAUGGGUAUUCCAGCAUGACAAUGACCCAAAACACACGGCCAAGGCAACAAAGGAGUGCCUCAAGAAGAAGCACAUUAAGGUCCUGGAGUGGCCUAGCCAGUCUCCAGACCUUAAUCCCAUAGAAAAUCUGUGGAGGGAGCUGAAGGUUCGAGUUGCCAAACGUCAGGCUCGAAACCUUAAUGACUUGGAGAAGAUCUGCAAAGAGGAGUGGGACAAAAUCCCUCCUGAGAUGUGUGCAAACCUGGUGGCCAACUACAAGAAACGUCUGACCUCUGUGAUUGCCAACAAGGGUUUUGCCACCAAGUACUAAGUCAUGUUUUGCAGAGGGGUCAAAUACUUAUUUCCCUCAUUAAAAUGCAAAUCAAUUUAUAACAUUUUUGUCAUGUGUUUUUCUGGAUUUUUUUGUUGUUAUUCUGUCUCUCACUGUUCAAAUAAACCUACCAUAAAAAUUAUAGACUGAUCAUGUCUUUGUCAGUGGGCAAAUGUACAAAAUCAGCAGGGGAUCAAAUACUUUUCCCCCCUCACUGUAUGCCUGGAACCGGCCCUGAUGUUAUAGCAUGGGGUUGAAUUCAGCAGCCUCUUCCUCUGCUAUUACAUGAAUUAUGUUGGAUUUACUACUUUUUAUUCAUAUUUUCAACGUGACAUUCUUUUGAAAUAACUCAUCAAUUAAUUGUAUUAUCUAACUUUAUUCUUUCAUGUUGUGUUUGUCUAUAUAGGAUUUAACGAUAUUUGGAAGAGUGAAGAGGAGAGGACUUUUGGAUACAUCACUUUUUUUUAUUUCACCAUAGUGUCUAUUUUGGUGUAUCCAAAAUAGCUUUAUUUUCCCUCUUUAUGACAUUGACUUGAAGCUAUAGAUAACCCAUCAACAGACAAUAACUCUUCGGAGGCUGACACUUGGCAUUUUGCCACCCACCACAUCUCCAUUCCCUUUCCCCUCAUUACUUGCACUCACCCUGUAAACUCUGAAGACAAGACAUGGUGUGUCUGAAGAAAUAUUUCACAGAAGGCUUGAUCCAGGUAACCAUCCUGCUCAGCCUGGUUGGGGUCAGAGUAGAUGUGGGCCCUUACCUGCCCCCCUGGCACGAGAUGAUCCAGGGCCCCACCUCGGCCCUCAUCCAGACACAGUUCCACAACCUCCACAACCAGCUGGACGGCCAGGACCUCCAUCCCAAGUGUGUGGACCUGGACGGCUUCUUCACAGCCCGGAGGAUCCUGGGCUGGGUCCGCUCCCUGGACCGCCUCUGGGUGCCCAGCUCGGAGCUAGAAACCUGGUUGGUGCGGCGCGAGCCUGAUGCCCUGGUGGUGGGGGCUCCUAGUCAGCCAGCCCCCCUGGAGGGAGGGAUAAGUGGGUUGGAGGAUCAUGCAGGUGACCAGGUGGGGUCGGUCAUGAGGUCAAGCGUGGGGGCGGGGUCGCCGGAGUCGGGUUACGGGCCGAUCAGAGAGGACAGUCUGGACACCUUGGCGCCCCUUCUAAGAAGAAGCCAUGAGGAGGAGGAUGAGGAUGAGGAUCUCUAUGAAGAGGUAAACUAUGGUGCACUCUUCUACACUCCAUGUCAGUAGGAGCAGUGGUAGCAUAGAGUGGUGUUCAAGAUAAUUGGCUGAUUCAGAGCUUAUUUAAUGUUCAAAUACAAUGCAGUGCCUGAAACAAAUGAAUUCCAUCCUUAGAAUAUACACAAUAUCACAAUAUGAAAUAGUGUAAACUACAUUACUGCAAAUCAGUCCAAGACUCUGCCACUGGAGAAGUGGGUUCAAUUAGGCACCUAUCAAACUGUUGACUUACAGUAGGCAAAUGCUACGCCUGUCAUAUAUCAUUACGGAUCAAAGGCAGGACUUACCAGAGGCUGAGAUCUCUCUAUAAAAGGAGGCUUAACUGGGAGAGAAGAACACCCUUGUAUGAGAACAGCCUUUCAGUAAACACAGUGGCGAUUCCCACCCUCCUCGGAUUCAAGCAAGCAAAAGUUUCCUGGUUGUAUUUGCUGUAUCAUGCUGUUAAUUUCAAACCUGCAUAGCUAAGAGAUUGUGAUGCACACAAGGCAAGAUAUUUACUAUUUAUAACUCCCUUAAUUUACAACAUUAGGGAAUGCAUCUAAGAUUGCAAGUCAAGAAGUAAGUGUAGGUUACUUUUCAGAAUAAGUGACUGAUAAUUAAUUAAAGGCCCGCACAGACUGUACGGUUUUAGCCAUCUUAUACCACAAUUUUUGCAGUCUCAGACAAAAUUUCCACGUUGUGCGCAAAUUCUUAGGUCGUAAACGAUUGUCAGACGUCUUGGCUCAUUCAGUGUGACUAACAUAACUUAGCAGGCGUAAAAGACAUGCCUGAAAUUAGAUCCCCCUACAUGCUGCUCUUGAUGAGAAGGAAAAAAUGUUGGGGGAGGUUCCCUUCUGCACUGUUCAACCAAUCUAGUAAAUGUGGUGGAGUUAAGAUGGAGUGGCGCUUUGUUAACGUCCAAAAGCGGAAGUCGCGUCACAGGCUCUCUUUCCAUUUCCCCUGAAAACCGGAACAUCCGGUUGUUGUGUGACAGGGUCUAGGUCUGCAGAUUAAGUACCACAAUGUUUGGUUGUAGGCUCUGACAAAGUGUUGAGCCUUUAUCGUGUAGUGUGGCUGGUGUUACGAGCUGAUCCCAGUGACUGACCAAUAGGAACACAGCCGGCACUGAGUAUGCACACAAUAACAUGAUUGAAUAGUCAGAUUAAUAUAAUAGUUUGAUUUAAACAUUUACAUGCUUUGCAAGAAGAAUGAUUUCUCUAAUAAUCUUUACAUGACAUCAGAAAUCAGGCUACCUAAUGGGAUUUUGAUAAAUGCACAAAAUCGCAAGUCAAAAUAAACGUUUUACCACAGUGACCAUGUUAUUUUUGGGAAGCAUAUUUGAUUCUGACAUAUAAAGGUUGUAUUUGAAAACUAUUAAUAGACGCAUACUUUCAGUUUUUCCGAACUCACUUCCCUCGUGCAUAAGCGUAGGAGGCGUGCACUGCUGGUGCUGGCAAAUGCGCAGAUCAAAUACACUGCUGCAGUUGGCCUAGCCUACGUCAGCUGACGUAACCUCUCAAGCCAAUCGCAGAAUGUGACGACAAAACUGAAGCAAAUCAUACAAUCUGGCCAGGUUGAUAAAGAAUUUGAUUUGGUAACAUUGCACAGUGUGACAUGUAAUAAUCGUAAAAGACUGAAUCCAACGUACAGUGUGGAAAGGCCUUAAAGUAAAAUAUUUGUUUUAUUCUAGUAAAAAAGUUCAGGGGAUUGUAUAUUAGGCAUGGUGUUUGGUGGGCUGACCUCUUCAGAUUUCAAUAGCAGAAGUAUAAUAUCCAAUAUGAUGAGGCGAAUCAUUUAGGACAUUAGUAGUCAAUGUUUACUCUCUGAGGUCUUGCUGAACUUGAAAACAUUCCCAGUGGGUCAGAAGUUGAUACACUCAAAUAGUAUUUGGUAGUGUUGCCUUUAAAUUGUUUAACUUGGGUCAAACAUUUACAUUUUAGUCAUUUAGCAGACGCUCUUAUCCAGAGCGACUUACAGUUAGUGAAUACAUAUAGUUUUUAUUUUAAUUUUUUUAUACUGGCCCCCCGUGGGAAUCGAACCCACAACCCUGGCAUUGCAAAUGCCAUGCUCUAUCAACUGAGCUACAUCCCUGCCGGCCAUUCCCUCCCCUACCCUGGACGACACUGGGCCAAUUGUGCGCCGCCCAUGAGUCUCCCGGUCGCGGCCGGCUGCGACAGAGCCUGGAUUCGAACCAGGAUCUCUAGUGGCACAGUUAGCACUGCGAUGCAGUGCCUUAGACCACUGCGCCACUCAGGAGACUCAUGGGCAGCGCACAAUUGGCCCAGCGUCGUCCAGGGUAGGGGAGGGAAUGGCCGGCAGGGAUGUAGCUCAGUUGAUAGAGCAUGGCAUUUGCAAUGCCAGGGUUGUGGGUUCGAUUCCCACGGGGGGCCAGUAUAAAAAAAUAAAUAAAAAAUAAAUAUAUAUGUAUUCACCACGUUUCGGGUAACCUUCCACAAGCUUCCCACAAUAAGUUGGGUGAAUUUUGGCCCAUUCCUCUUGACAGAGCUGGUGUAACUAAGACAUAAAUCACUUUAAAGACAGGAAAAAUAUCAACAGUCUUGUUUUAUCCAGUCUAUUUUUGAUACAGUGGGGAAAAAAGUAUUUAGUCAGCCACCAAUUGUGCAAGUUCUCCCACUUAAAAAGAUGAGAGAGGCCUGUAAUUUUCAUCAUAGGUUCACGUCAACUAUGACAGACAAAUUGAGGAAAAAAAUCCAGAAAAUCACAUUUUAGGAUUUUUUAUGAAUUUAUUUGCAAAUUAUGGUGGAAAUAAGUAUUUGGUCACCUACAAACAAGCAAGAUUUCUGGCUCUCACAGACCUGUAACUUCUUCUUUAAGAGGCUCCUCUGUCCUCCACUCGUUACCUGUAUUAAUGGCACCUGUUUUAACUUGUUAUCAGUAUAAAAGACACCUGUCCACAACCUCAAACAGUCACACUCCAAACUCCAAGCAAGACCAAAGAGCUGUCAAAGGACACCAGAAACAAAAUUGUAGACCUGCACCAGGCUGGGAAGACUGAAUCUGCAAUAGGUAAGCAGCUUGGUUUGAAGAAAUCAACUGUGGGAGCAAUUAUUAGGAAAUGGAAGACAUACAAGACCACUGAUAAUCUCCCUCGAUCUGGGGCUCCAUGCAAGAUCUCACCCCGUGGGGUCAAAAUGAUCACAAGAACGGUGAGCAAAAAUCCCAGAACCACACGGGGGGACCUAGUGAAUGACCUGCAGAGAGCUGGGACCAAAGUAACAAAGCCUACCAUCAGUAACACACUACGCCGUCAGGGACUCAAAUCCUGCAGUGCCAGACGUGUCCCCCUGCUUAAGCCAGUACAUGUCCCGUCUGAAGUUUGCUAGAGUGCAUUUGGAUGAUCCAGAAGAGGAUUGGGAGAAUGUCAUAUGGUCAGAUGAAACCAAAAUAGAACUUUUUGGUAAAAACUCAACUCGUCGUGUUUGGAGGACAAAGAAUGCUGAGUUGCAUCCAAAGAACACCAUACCUACUGUGAAGCAUGGGGUGGAAACAUCAUGCUUUAGGGCUGUUUUUCUGCAAAGGGACCAGGACGACUGAUCCGUGUAAAGGAAAGAAUGAAUGGGGCCAUGUAUCGUGAGAUUUUGAGUGAAAACCUCCUUCCAUCAGCAAGGGCAUUGAAGAUGAAACGUGGCUGGGUCUUUCAGCAUGACAAUGAUCCCAAACACACCGCCCGGGCAACGAAGGAGUGGCUUCGUAAGAAGCAUUUCAAGGUCCUGGAGUGGCCUAGCCAGUCUCCAGAUCUCAACCCCAUAGAAAAUCUUUGGAGGGAGUUGAAAGUCCGUGUUGCCCAGCGACAGCCCCAAAACAUCACUGCUCUAGAGGAGAUCUGCAUGGAGGAAUGGGCCAAAAUACCAGCAACAGUGUGUGAAAACCUUGUGAAGACUUACAGAAAACGUUUGACCUGUGUCAUUGCCAACAAAGGGUAUAUAACAAAGUAUUGAGAAAUGUUUGUUAUUGACCAAAUACUUAUUUUCCACCAUAAUUUGCAAAUAAAUUCAUUAAAAAUCCUACAAUGUGAUUUUCUGGAAAAAAAAAUCUCAUUUUGUCUGUCAUAGUUGACGUGUACCUAUGAUGAAAAUUACAGGCCUCUCUCAUCUUUUUAAGUGGGAGAACUUGCACAAUUGGUGGCUGACUAAAUCCUUUUUUCCCCACUGUAAGUGUGGAUAUCCAACUGUAUUGCAACAGUUACAUUUGAGUAAUUGUAAGAAAUUACAAUUAACCCAAGUCACAACCCCAUCACUCUGUAGCUCAGCUGGUAGAGCACGGCGCUUGUAACGGCAAGGUAGUGGGUUCGAUCCCCGGGACCACCCAUACACAAAAAAAUAUAAUGUAUGCACGCAUGACUGUAAGUCGCUUUGGAUAAAAGCGUCUGCUAAAUGGCAUAUUAUUAUUAUUAUGUUUUAGCAGGUGCUCACUUUUGUUCGAGCCUGUGUUUUGCCAGCUGAAACACUCAUUGAGAAACAGUGUUGGGCAUUGAAUGACUGAAUCACGAGGAGUUAGUGCAGCAGCAUGCCAAUAGCUUGGCUGGACUUCCUCUUGUUUUUCAACAGCUGAGGGAGAGCUGCUUGUUGAUAUGUUCCACUAACUGUGAGGGGCGCGCUGGCCGGGCCCAGGCUGCUCUGUGUCAGGGGAAUGGAGGCCAGAGAGGGGUGUGUGACUGGAAAUGUGUCCCACUUUAGCCACUGGCUGUUCAGUCUUGCCCCAUAUAUACAGCUAUCCACGCCCAUCUCAGCCUAGCUGAUUUGGUGUAGGAAUAAACUGGCUGGCAUAGUCAUCAUAAGUACACACAUUCCGUGUAGGCUAAUUGUAUUUGUACACCAAUCAUAUUUAGAAGUGCAAUCGCAAUAAUACUUGAUUUUACUAUGGAAAUAAACUUAUCUGAAGAUACCUAAAAUAUUGCAAACACGGGGGACAGAUUUUUCUGCUCUAACCUAGACUUUGAAGGGGAAUUUCCUAAUCCUAUCAAAUCACUUUCAUUUAGCACUGAGGUACAAUAUUAGUCACUUUGGGAGUGUAGGGAGUUUUCAGCCACUGUAGGGUCUAAAUAUAUAUAUCUGCUUGGCAACAUGCCUGAGUAUGCACCCUACACUGGACUCUCCAACACUCCAUAAUGGGAUUGUUUUGGAUUGGGAAAAGUAUGGGGGUUGUUUUGUUUUAGUCCUCUGUGUGUCAUUGCCAUCUCCUGGCCUCUGGUCUUUUGGGCCACAGUGACUGCAGACAUCCACAGACACCAGCUUUAGUUUUAGCCUCCCAAAUCAGCUGCCACUCUCAGGGCAGAGAAAGUGGUGUUAUUUGGCCUGUCCACUGUCACAGUUGACCAAGUAUGCAGUUCAGACUGGACGUGUAGCCCUGUUGGCUAUUUCUGGACAGGAGGGCAUGUUUUUUGGCAUUGCUAACUGGUACUCAGUGUAAAAUGUACAUGCCUCAUGUUUUCCCACCAACCCCCCAUGAAUAUAGUCCUGUUGACAUACAGUUGAAGUCGGAAGUUUACAUACACCUUAGCCAAAUACAUUUAAACUUAGGUUUUCACAAUUCUUGACAUUUAAUCCUAGUAAAAAUUCCCUGUCUUAGGUCAGUUAGGAUCACCACUUUAUUUUAAGAAUGUGAAAUGUCAGAAUAAUAGUAGAGAGAAUGAUUUAUUUAAGCUUGUAUUUCUUUCAUCACAUUCCCAGUGGGUCAGAAGUUUACAUACACUCAAUUAGUAUUUGGUAGCAUUGCCUUUAAAUUGUUUAACUUGGGUCAAACGUUUCGGGUAGCCUUCCACAAGCUUCCCACAAUAAGUUGGGUGAAUUUUGGCCCAUUCCUCUUGACAGAGCUGGUGUAACUGAGUCAGGUUUGUAGGCCUCUUUUUCUUAUUUUCUUCUUUUUUUGGGCGGUAGAUCAGCUUAAUAUUGCAGAUAGAUUGUAACUUCCAUCAAUGUAAUAGUCUGCAUCACUUCCAAGCCCCCAUGUUUUUAUAUAUAUAUAUAUAUAUAUAUACAGUGGGGAGAACAAUUAUUUGAUACACUGCCGAUUUUGCAGGUUUUACUACUUACAAAGCAUGUAGAGGUCUGUAAUUUUUAUCAUAGGUACACUUCAACUGUGAGAGAUGCAAUAAAAUGCAAAUUAAUUACUUAAAAAUCAUACAAUGUUAUUUUCUGGAUUUUUGCUUUAGAUUCCGUUUCUCACAGUUGAAGUGUACCUAGGAUAAAAAUUACAGACCUCUACAUGCUUUGUAAGUAGGAAAACCUGCAAAAUCGGCAGUGUAUCAAAUAAUUGUUCUCCCCACUGUGUAUAUAUAUAUAUAUAUAUAUAUAUAUAUAUAUAUAUAUAUAUACACAUACAUACAUACACACAUACAUACACACAUACAUAUCCUUUAAAAAAAAUAUAUAGUCCCCUUUAUUACUUUCCAACCCCACCACCCUUUCUGUCUGGUUUGUAGGCCUCCUUGCUCAAACACACUUUUUCAGUUCUGCCAACAAAUGUUCUAUAGGAUUGAGGUCAGGGCUUUGUGAUGGCCACUCCAAUACCUUGACUUUGUUGUCCUUAAGCCAUUUUGCCACAACUUUGGAAGUAUGCUUGGGGUCAUUGUCCAUUUGGAAGACCCAUUUGCGACCAAGCUUUAACUUCCUGACUGAUGUCUUGAGAUGUUCCUUCAAUAUAUCCACAUAAUUUUCCUUCCUCAUGAUAUAAUCUAUUUUGUGAAGUGCACCAGUCCCUCUUGCAGCAAAGCACCCCUACAGCAUGAUGCUGCCACCCCCGUUCUUCACGGUUGGGAUGAUGUUCUUUUGCUUGCAAGCCACCCCCUUUUUCCUCCAAACAUAAUAAUGGUCAUUAUGGCCAAACAGUUCUAUUUUUGUUUCAUCAGACCAGAGUACAUUUCUCCAAAAAGUACGAUCUUUGUCCCCAUGUGCAGUUGCAAACUGUAGUCUGGUUUUUUUUAUGGCGGUUUUGGAGCAGUGGCUUCUUCCUUGCUGAGCGGCCUUCAGGUUAUGUCGAUAUAGGACUCGUUUUACUGUGGAUAUAGAUACUUUUGUACCGGUUUCCUCCAGCAUCUUCACAAGGUCCUUUGCUGUUGUUCUGGGAUUGAUUUGCACUUUUCGCACCAAAGUACGUUAAUGUCUAGGAGACAGAACGCUUCUCCUUCCUGAGCGGUAUGACGGCUGCGUGGUCCCAUGGUGUUUAUACUUGCAUACUAUUGUUUGUACAGAUGAACGUGGUACCUUCAGGCGUUUGGAAAUUGCUCCCAAGGAUGAACCAGACUUGUGGAGGUCUACAAUUUUUUUUCUGAGGUCUUGGCUGAUUUCUUUUGAUUUUCCCAUGAUGUCAAGCAAAGAGGCACAGAGUUUGAAAUACAUCCACAGGUACACCUCCAAUUGACUCAAAUGAUGUCAAUUAGCCUAUCAGAAGCUUCUAAAGCCAUGACAUAAUUGUCUGGAAUUUUCCAAGCUGUUUAAAGGCACAGUGAACUUAGUGUAUGUAAAUGUAUGACCCACUGGAAUUGUGAUACAGUGAAAUAAUCUGUCUGUAAACAAUUGUUGGAAAAAUUACUUGUGUCAUGCACAAAGUAUAUGUCCUAACCGACUUGCCAAAACUAUAGUUUGUUAACAAUAAAUGUGUGGAGUGGUUGAAAAACAAGUUUUAAUGACUCCAACCUAAGUGUAUGUAAACUUCCGACUUCAACUGUAUAUUUUGUUUUGGAACAUAGUUAAAAAUAUAUAUUCUUAUGCUCUUCCUUCCAUAGAUGGUUAAGCUUUCUGGGUAAGUGAUAUUGAACUGAGCAUCUGAGACCAAGUUAGGGGACAAGUUAGGUGCUGCAAUCGUGAUGUAACUAUUCAGACAUACUGAUACUCUUAGUUCCCUCCAAGGAACUAAGCGUCCCUGAUAACGACCUUCCCCCAGACUAACUCAUCAGGGAAGCAGCAACCGCACAGAGACAGCUGGGCUGUAUUUUUUAACUCCAGCUGCAUCAUAUUAUGGCAGCAAUGUGUGGUUCUGUCUGGGUCUGGGGCAUGCCACCACAUCUCCCCCUCUUAUAGGUGUUGCUAUUGCUACAGGGUGCCAGACAAUCACCAGGCUGGACAUGUCUAAAGUGCCAGACAUCACCAGUCCUGCAAUAUUAUGUUUGAGGAGGAAGGUCAACAAUGUUUCCUCUGGGAUACUGCUCAGUGAACCAUUUGCCCUCCCCUCUCUCUGUGCAUUCAUACAGAGAGAGGGGUCAAGGACCUCUCCUAAGGCCAUGUGCUAUAAUUUGUUUUAACUUCCCAGACUUGUUAUUCAGUUAUUACAACUCAUCUCUGCUCUAAUACCUUGACUUGCUCAAUGAAACACUGAAGUGCUGCCAGGCUCAUUUGUCUGAGCCUCUCAGGGCAGUAAUAUUGUGACAUGUCAAUAUUGUGGAAGGUGGCAAACUGACAACGUCUUGACCCGCCAGCUCUGCUGUGACCCCAGAUGUUUGUCUUGGAAACUUGGAUUCACAGCUCAAAUAGCACUCAGAGAGCUUUGUAGGUAUGUUUCACUCAGAAUAUUGCCCCUGUGACCACAGCUUGUUUGUUUUGUAACACGAGGUGGCAUCAUUCUGGCACACAUUCAUAUCUUUGAUUUCGCAACGCUUGUUUACUAGCUUAGGCUAGUAGUAGAUCACCUCUUCAGACAGGAGCAGGUAUAUGUAUAGCCCUAUACCCAGAGCCCUCUACACAUAGCCCUAUGGACCCCAUCCACUGCCCAAAUCUGUCCAGAGCUGCUGCCUUUGGCCUCACAUCCCCCUUACCGAACACUUCUCAUGUUGUGCUUAUGCUUGAGGAAAACAUGCUGUGCAAUCCCUUCCAGUCACAUUUAGGUACACAUUGAUCCAAACCCAUAAGAGUGAUGCCAGAGUGGCAGGACCACAGGCCUCAGGGAAUGUUCAGAGGCAGGGGUUGGAACCGGUUCAGGGAACAAAACAGAAAACCAGAGAACCUUUUUUUAGGAAGGGAAACAGAACCAGGAACAAAAGUGAUCUCUAGUCUUCUGGAACAGAACCAUUAUUUUCUAACCUUGAGAACCGGUUAAUAAUGUUAUUUUCUGUUACCAAAAUAUUCCUAAUGUGUAGUAUAUAAUUUCGGUUCCAACCCCUGGUCAGAGGUCAAACAUGUUGUAAAAUACUGUUCAAGGGGUCGGUCACCAAGUUCAGAAUGUUCCAAACAGUCAAAGUGUAAACAGCCAAGGAGAGGCCAAAGACGGUUAGUUACUCAGUUUCACUCAGGUCGCUGUACUGUAAGGUUAGAAUCGGGGCAUCACAAAGGGCAACAUCCCGAACUCCGAUAGUCCCUUUCAGUGGAGGGCGAGAGGAUCAGCUGCAAAUUUAGAACUGGUUUAGGGACACGACUGGAGCAGUUGGUAUCUCUAAGCUCCAACUUAAGGAAAAGGUUAAAUCUAUUCAUAGCCAUCUCACUGUUUGUAUGCAAUGUCUACUAAUGUAUGGGCCUGUAUGGAAAAAUAAACAAUAGUAGAUCAAACGCAGUGGCUGAAAUCCGCUUACUCUUUUUGUCCCUGGCCUGUGUCCUAUCUAAUAAUAGUAGAGCGAGAGCUUAAAUCAAACAUACAAGGAUACAUAGGGCAUUGUAUGGAUGAUUGAAUUUCAUAGUUAUUAUGCUACACCUAACAUUUCAAUUAUUAUUGUAUGUUCACAGGAUACAGAUACGCUUUGGCAGGAUCACUCUAAUCAUGGACGCCAUCAGAGGCCUGAGGAGGGAGAGGAGGAGCCGGUGGGGGACACCUGGAGAGAAAUCUGGAGGGAUGGUGGACGCUCUUACGACCGUGCGAAUAGAGAACUUGCACAGGAUUUAUCUGAUCAGGUGGGACUCCGUCCUGAGGCUUAUAAAUGUCCAUAUGUCAUACAUACCUGUACACUUGGUCUUGUUCUUAGACUUCCUGGUACAAUUAUGUUAUAAAACGCACAUGCUGAAAUGUUAGACAUGGCAAGACCGGCAUUCAAAAUGGAAUAGGAGCCGCUUUCUCCAUACAUUGGAAACUUGCCCCGUCAGCUGAGAGACCGAGUGAGAGGCCCUGACACAUGCAUUUUGGGAAAGAGUAACACUCUGGUUGCUUGAAACCAAAUAUGGGUUUUCUACCCUGGCUGUGCGUCGUGAAACAGGAUAGGGUGUUUGGGGUAGAUGAGGUGGAGAUAGGAAGCAGUCUUCCCAAGUUUGUAAAAUAAGAACAUAACCCAGAAACCUGCCCUUUUAUAUGGCAGUUUAUAAAUAAUAAUAAUAUGCCAUUUAGCGGACGCUUUUAUCCAAAGCGACUUACAGUCAUGCGUGCAUAAUUUUUUUUGUGUAUGGGUGGUCCCGGGGAUCGAACCCACUACCUUGGCGUUACAAGCGCCGUGCUCUACCAGCAAUCUCUUGCACUCCUACGGGUCAGAAGAGACCUGAAACUCUUGCUAAUCCGCUAUACCUAAUUCCAGGAACAGGGGCAGCCACAUAUCAUUACAAAGGCAUUUGCACUCCUCAGUGGCGUGUAGCUGGAGCAUGAGUUUCCUUGGCCUAAGGAGAAAUACAAUAUAGUGAAAUGAAAUGAACAUUUGAUACCACACUACAAAAUGAUUCAGAUAAAGCCACGCUGUUCCAACUGUUUAGUUUUACCCUCUUGCCAUAUCAUGUUCUGUAAAAAAAGCCUAAUCAUCUCCACCAUCUGUGUCAGUUCAGCUCAGAAGAAAGGAACCAUUGUCACCAUCCAGAACAUCCAGGUAGCUCUCUGCUCACUCUUGUUCUCUUCUCAUCAGUUUGCCAGCUUGGAAGCUCAGUCCUCAAUGUCCUUCCAGGAAUGUCUACAGCUCAUGGAAGACACCUUCCCUUUUGGAGAGGAGAUAGAGGUACAGUACAGUUGUUUUAUUUGAUGUUACUAGGGUAAGAGAUGACCAUUGAUAGGUUUGUUGACCAUUGAAUGACCAUUGUGAUGUUUCUGUUUUUAGCUGUCAGACCCAGUUGGCAUAGAUCUGAGGGAAACCAGCGGAGACGACCCAACCCCUGUCCGAGAGCUUCUUCUGUCCCCCCUGCUGUCCCAUGAGGAUCCCUCUCUGGACUUGGAGCAGCAGUGGCAUGAUAUUCUCGCCAUCAUGGAGCCAGAAGUAAGUCCUAAGUGGUUUCUGCUUUUAUCCCCUUCACAAAAUCAUUAUUUGUUUAAAUGUGUCAAAAAGGGUAUAAACGUCGAACUAACCUUGCCCUGAGAGCAAUUCAAAAUAAAUCUAAUCCAACUUAUUGUAUUAUUUUGGAAGGAUAUGGACCUUGGCAGAGAUGUAAUGCAAUCUGGAUCUAUUCAGAGUUCCAGCUUGAUGGACCCUGUUCACCAGGAUGUCAGCCUUCAUCAGGCAAUCCUGCCCGGAAGCAGCCAAGAUAGUUACCCCUUCAACCCCAGCUUCGGGGACAGUGUUCCCCUGGAGGCCCCACUCCAGCCAGCCCUGCUUAGUCAGUCCUCCAGCAGACCUGACUUUGACCUUAACUUGACCUUUGGCCCAUCUGACCUGACAGAUACCGCCCUUCCUUUGGCACUCAAUGGCACAGUUGGCAACCACAUGCCUUCCAUUCAGUCAAGUCUCUUUCUGGAGGAACCAGUCCUGCCUAACCCACUCGGCUCCCUCUUGGAUGAUGCCUUGCUGGAUGAGAUUAGCUUCCUGGACCUGGCUCUGGAGGAAGGAUUCAACCCAACACAGGCCUCCCAACUUGAGGAGGAGCUAGACUCGGACUCUGGACUUUCUCUGAACUUCAGCCACAGCCCUGCAUCCCCUAGCAGUUCGGAGGCAUCCUAUUCAUCUUCUUCGUCAUCUUCAUCAUCUGACUCUUCUGUGUUUUCUGACGAAGGGGCUGUGGGCUACAGCUCUGACAUGGAGGCUAUUGUGGAGCGAGAGGAGGGUGCCGUGGGAGGCUACUUCCCAGAAGUCAGCAAGAUGUGCAGCACAAGCUACCAGAAGCCUGGGCGUUUCAACAACCUCCCUUGGCUGGAACAAGUGGGCCACGACCAUACCUACAACCAGCCUAGGGCCACCUCUCCCACGCAGGGAAAAUCCCUCAAGCUACCAAAGUCGCGUUAUAGCAAACCCUAUGAGCAUGACAUUUCCGAUAAGCUUUGGGGCCGUGAUGAGCGCCGGGCUCGCACCAUGAAGAUCCCCUUUUCCAACGAUCUCAUCGUCAACCUGCCCGUGGAGGAUUUCAACGAACUUCUGACCAAGCAUCAUCUCAGUGAGGCCCAGCUCAACCUGAUCCGUGACAUUCGCAGGCGGGGCAAAAACAAGAUGGCUGCUCAGAACUGCCGCCGACGCAAGCUCGAUGUCCUGUUUGGGCUCGAGGAGGGAGUAGAAGGAUUAUGCCGCCACAAGGCCCGCCUGUUGAAGGAAAAGGCAGAGAACCUUCGCUCCGUCCGGGAAAUGAAGCAGCGGCUCAGUAGUCUGUACCAGGAGGUUUUUUCCCGUCUGCGGGAUGAGCAAGGAAGACCCUUGCCUACCACUGACUACACCCUCCAAUUUGGCAAUGAUGGACAGGUCCUGCUUGCGACACGGAACGGUUCAGUCAGUGAGCAAAACCGCAAGCCCCACAAGAAACAGAAGGACAGAAAAAAGUGAAAAGAUUAGUUGGGUGUCUAGUUUGGUGUAGGACUCAACGAGUCGAUUGACAAGGGGAUGGUUGUAGAGAUUCAAGAAUGUCUCACAAGAAGAGGGAACUGAAAAGGAAAGAUGCAAGAGGAUGCAAAUGGUCUUCCUAAAUCGGUUUAAUCUGCUCUGAUAGUUUAUUUGCUGGAAAGGACAUGUAGCACAAAUAUGAUCAUGCAAGAAUCUUGUGAGCAUCUUGGAAAAACAAAGGGAAAACCUGUCUCAGGAGCAAAAUAACUGUUGGGAGGACCGUGUCAGCCUUCCAAAGAAAUACAGUACAUAAAAACACUAAGGUGACAAGGAGGAAGGGCUAGCCUAAGGCCUUUAGCCAAAAGAC